Candida dubliniensis CD36 is the source of this 750-nucleotide messenger RNA. RefSeq lists its product as uncharacterized. The record is from RefSeq and is a predicted model, not a curated record. Bases 1 to 750 code for a protein of 249 amino acids. The transcript has a single exon. NCBI's taxonomy places the organism in Eukaryota, Fungi, Ascomycota, Pichiomycetes, Serinales, Debaryomycetaceae.
AUGCCAAUUGAAUUGAUCCUUUCUCCCCUCAUGAGACCGGCAGUCCAUGCCAAAUCAAUUUUAUUUGCUCCUCAUCGUAAUGCUUCACACUAUGUCCCAAAAAUCAAAGAACUUCCCCCACCAGAAACCAUUUCGCAGUAUGCUGUAAUAAGAAGAAUUGGUACUGGCAGUAAAGUGUUUGACGUUUUUGAUACCCAAAGAGGUAAAUUCCCUACUGGACCAAAAGAUCCUAACGAAAGAACCUUUUGGUUCAAACGUUCACGUGCCGCCAAAGGUGGCUAUACAAUGUUUUCCCAAGAUAUUCUACACACGGGACCAAAUGGUGAAGAUGAACCUAUUGCCAAUGUCAGAGCUGGAUUGAGAGGCAAUGUUCUAUUAAUACGAGCUCCUCAGGCUCCUGCUGCUGAGUUGGGAUGGCAUAUAAUCAAUCAUCGUGUGGAUGCUAUUGAUACAUACAGAAUGUUUACCCUAUGUGAUGGCAAUACCUAUCAGUGGACCUAUCGAGGACAAUGGCUUGAAAAGGUUUCUAAUGUUGGAGAGAAGGAGUCAGAAGUUCGAGAAAGGAUAGGCCGAGUCGUCCCCAAUGGUGAUUUUGGGUUUACCUUGUUUAUUGAUGAAUCGAAAAUGAUUCGAGAAAUGGCAUUAAGUACUGCAUUGUGCUCAUACAUUGAUCAGUGGAACACUAAUCUUGAAGUCGGAGGAAUUUAUUAUGGACGCCAAAAGGGACAGGUACGUUGGAAGAGGGAUUGA